AUGCGUGGACUUGCAGCUGGGUGGGGGGCCAGACAAGCAGCCUGCGGCCUGCAGAGGCCUCCUGGCCACAGUGGCUGGGGACUCCAGCCAGGCUGCCUGCACCAGGUGUGCACCACCCCAGCUGUGCAGGGAGGACCCAAAACAGCAAAAUACCCAGGCCUCAGCUUUCUGGAGAUGCUUUUAUACUGUUCUGAAAGAAACACGAGUGUGAUGACUAGGAACCCUCUUGCCCCACAGCCCACAACCAUGGAAGAAAAGGCAGAGAAGGGCAGUGAGGGGACAAGUGCCCAGGAGUCUGUCCGGGCUCACCGGUUGUUCCAGCUACCUCGGCCGCUGCCGCUGCCGCUGGGUCCCAUUCAUGAGGGUCGCUCGGCUCAGCUGCGGCCCAGGUGGCUCCCCAGGCAGCGGGAGCGGUGGGAGCCGGGCCUCGCAUGCGGACCUGGAGCAGUCCCCUCGCUGCCCUCCGGCCGCCCUCCCAGCGGUUCCUCGCUGCCGCGGUCCAGCAGCCGCCUCCCCUUUGCUGCCUGCAGGCCAGGAGCGGAGCCUCUGCGGUCUCAAACAGUGAAUUACGUGGGACAGCUGGCGGGGCAGGUGAUUGUCACCCUGAAGGAACUCUACAAAGGCAUUAACCAGGCCCCCCUCUCUGGGGGUAUCGAUGUCAUCAUGGUGCAGCAGCAGGACGGCACCUAUCACUGUCCGCCUUUCCGCCUUCGGUUUGGGAAGCUGAGAGUCCUGAGAUCCAAAGAGAACGUGAUGGAUACAGAAAGUGGCAAUUCAGUGGAGCUUCACAUGAAGCUGGGUGACAAUGGGGAAGUUUUCCUUGUGGAGGAGACUGAAGAGGAAUGUGAAAAGCUUCCUGCUUACCUCGCCAUCUCACCAAUUCCAACUGAAGAUCAAUUCUUUUUUUUUUUUUAUUUUCAAUUCUUUAAAGAUAUUGACACCCCUUUGAUGAAAUUGGGUGGAGAGGAAAAACAAUCCCAGAGUCCAGACAGCUCACACACCUUGGAAACAGAGACAGUUUUCACCCCGAGUUCUGUGAAAAAGGAAAAACGAAGGAGAAAGAAAUGCAAACCGGACAGGAAGAAGGAAGAGCAGGCUGCUUCUCCCGCUGCGGAGACACGUGAUGUGGGCGGGAGCUCUGAAGACGACAAGGGCUCCCAGUCAGCAACGGGAUCUUCAAAUGCUUCCUGCAAGGAAGAAGAAUACAAGGAGCCAGAGCUGGAGGUGAAACCCACUGAGAGCCUGCUCAGAUCAGAGUCUCUGGAGUGGACGUGGGGAGGAUUUCCAGAAUCCACCAAGGUCAGCAAAAGAGAAAGAGCUGACUAUCAUCCCAGGACGGCUACAAUCACACCAUCGGAAGAUACCCAUUUUCAGGUAAUUCCCAGUGAGGACAACCUCGUCAGUGAAGUUGAGAAGGAAGCUUCCAUCGAAGACACUGCCAUAGUGAAACCCAAGCCCAGAGCCCUGUGUAAGCAGUUGAGUGACACAGCUCCCACCGCAGAGCUCCUCCAGACUCUGGAGAGUCUCCAGAUUCCAUCUCUGUUAGAUGUGGACCACCUUCCCAGCCCAUCCUCAGCAGAGGCUGCCUCAGAAUCCAAACCAGCAGCUAAAGUUGACUCACCGUCAAAUGAGCAAGGUAUCCACAAGAGAAGCCAGCACCAGGGACCUGACGAUAUUUACCCUGAUGACCUAAAGGCUCUAGAACCUGAAGGUGCAGCUCUCUAUUUCCCUAAAAGUGAAUCAGAUCCCAGUUCCAGGCAGUGGCCCGAGUCUGACACGCUCUCUGGCUCCCAGUCGCCACAGUCCGUGAGAGGUGCAGCUGCUGAUAGUGGCACUGGGUGCCUCUCGGAUUCUGCCAUGGACUUGCCAGAUGUCACCCUCUCCCUGUGUGGGGGCCUCAGUGAGAACGGAGAAAUCUCUAAACAAAACUUCAUGGAACAUAUCAUUACUUAUCAUGAAUUUGCAGAAAACCCUGGACUCAUAGACAAUCCUAACCUUGUCACACGGAUAUAUAAUCGUUACUGUAACUGGGUAUUGGCUGCUCCCAUGACCCUCAGCUCACAGGUGUUUCAGAAGAGUCUGCCUAAGGCCACAGUCGAGUCCUGGGUUAAAGACAAGAUGCCAGAGAAAUCUGGUCUGUGGUGGUUUUGGCAUAAGAGAGAAAGCAUGACCAAACAGCUGCCAGAAGCCAAGGAGGGAAAAUCGGAGGUGCCGCCAAUCCGUGACCUGCCGUCAAGUGCAAAGGAGCCGGCAAGUGCCAGGCCAGCAAAGGAUGACUCCUCGAGUGAAGAGGGGUCGCCAGAGCUUGAAGAAUCAAUCCAAGUGGACCCCAUUCCCAUGGAGCUCCUGAGCCAUGGCAGCACAACUUGGUAUAAGAAGUCCCUCCAGCUCUCCUCAGACCAGAUCCCAAAACUGAAGCUCCAGGAUGGCCCAGACAAUACUGUGUUUAGUAUCACAACCCAGCAUCGAGGGACCUGCCGGUGUGCCGGGACCGUUUACCUGUGGAACUGGAAUGACAAGAUCAUGACUUCUGACAUCGAUGGAACAAUAACCACGUCCGAUGCUUUGGGACAGAUUCUCCCACCGCUGAGUAAAGACUGGACUCCUCAGGGCAGAGCAAAGCUCUACCAUUCUAUCGAUGAGAAUGGCCACAAGUUUCUGUACUGUUCAGCCCGUGCCAUGGGCAUGGCUGACAUGACCCGUGGGUAUCUGCAGCAACCAACUCUAGUGCUAAUGGACACUGGGACACAGGGGCGAGCCACUCUCAACACAGGGUCGGGACCCAUGUUCUAG
This is a messenger RNA of Nycticebus coucang (slow loris), 2793 nucleotides long. Its product is annotated as phosphatidate phosphatase LPIN2-like. The record is from RefSeq and is a predicted model, not a curated record. NCBI's taxonomy places the organism in Eukaryota, Metazoa, Chordata, Mammalia, Primates, Lorisidae. Gene Ontology annotation, biological process: cellular response to insulin stimulus; positive regulation of transcription by RNA polymerase II; fatty acid catabolic process. Gene Ontology annotation, cellular component: cytosol; nucleus; endoplasmic reticulum membrane. Gene Ontology annotation, molecular function: transcription coactivator activity; phosphatidate phosphatase activity.